This is a messenger RNA of Fusarium subglutinans, 984 nucleotides long. RefSeq lists its product as uncharacterized. The record is from RefSeq and is a predicted model, not a curated record. Gene Ontology annotation, cellular component: cytosol. The transcript is spliced from 2 exons. Gene Ontology annotation, molecular function: oxidoreductase activity. The coding region runs from base 1 to 984 and encodes 327 amino acids. NCBI's taxonomy places the organism in Eukaryota, Fungi, Ascomycota, Sordariomycetes, Hypocreales, Nectriaceae.
AUGCUUCAGAAAGGCCCCCAAAUCAUCUUCGGCACAGCAUCAAUCGGCUACGGCUCUCUUGCCGAGGAGGAUGCUGUUCGAAAGUUCCUCCAAGUAGCUGCAGACAAUGGCAUCAAGCAUCUUGAUACAGCUGCAAGCUAUCCCACUGAAGAAGCCACCGGCAUUACUGAGGUUCUUCUCGGAAAAGCAAAGUCCGGCGAGUGGGCGAUAGACACUAGAAUUGCUAUCAGUCGUGAUCUCCGAGGAGCAUUGGCUCCGGAAGCUGUUGAGAAGAGCCUCAACACUAGCCUGGAGAAACUCCAUCAAGACUCGGUCAACAUUCUUUCGGCGCAUAUGCCAGACCCUGUUACACCUCUUGAGGAUCAGGCUCGCGCUUUUGACGACCAGUUCAAAAAGGGCAAGUUUAAACAGUUAGGGCUAUGCAACUGGCCUCUCAGCAUGAUAGAGAAAUACAUCGAGAUCUGUGAUGCUAAAGGCUAUGUCAAGCCAACUGUUGCACAGUACAUGUACAACUAUAUUUGGCGAGGAACAGGCACCAAAAUACUAACAUUCCUCCGCCAGCAUGACAUGGUUCUUCAUGCCUAUAGCCCACUUGCAGGAGGCUUCCUGACCGGGAAGCCAACAGAUGGCGAUACAGCCGGUACACGAUACGGCGAGCCAACUCAUCCUCUGACCAUCUACAAGUUUAUAUACGACAAGGAGCCUUUUCAUAACGCAGUCAAGGAUCUUUCUGGUCUCGUAGUCAGCGGAGCCGUUGAAGGCCCUGCUGACGUGGCUAUUCGGUUGUUGUUCUACCAUUCGAAGCUUCGGCCACAAGAUGCCAUUAUUCUUGGAGGUUCGACUGUUGAACACUUUGAAAAGAACAUGGCCAUCAUAAAGAAGGGGCCUCUCCCGGAGGAUGUGCUCGAGGCACUGAAAGGGUUGGAAGUCAGUGAGGCUGGAAUGGGCGAUGGCAACGUCUUUGGGUCAGUGUUUGAAGCAUAG